AAACAGGACAGAAACAGGAAAGAAAAUAAGUUAUACAACGAUGUGUUGUACGGGGAAAUGUGCCCGCCUGGUGGGCUUGAUUCUGCUGCCGUCUGCGUUCAUCUGCAUGAUCUCCAACCUGCUGCUGUUCUUCCCUGAUGGGAAUAAUCUGGAAAAUGACCAGAUCUCCCUGCAGGUUUGGCUCAUGGGGGGGCUCAUUGGAGGAGGCCUUUUUAUCCUGUGUCCGAGCUGUUCGGCUAUCAGGGCUGGGGGCAAGGGUUGCUGUGGAGCAGGUUGUUGUGGAAACCGAUGCCGGAUGUUGAGCUCCGUUUUCUCCUCUGCUUUUGGAUUGGUCGGAGCGAUCUACUGCACCAGUGUGGCCUCAGCUGGUCUGGCUAUUGGACCCAAAUGUGAGGUGGAGGACCAAUGGAAAUAUCCAUUUGAAAACCUUGGUAAUGGCAGCUACCUCACAAACCAGACUAUGUGGACAAUCUGCGAGUUCCCCAAGAACGCAGUGAUGUGGCAUGUCGUCCUGUUCUCCAUUUUACUGGCAGUAGGGAUGUUGCAGCUGGUGCUCUGCGGCAUCCAGGUGAUCAACGGCUGCAUAGGAUGCAUCUGCGGGGACUGUCGGGACAGCAAAGAUGAUGACGGUGGAUUGUGAAAGGGAUGAAGACCUCACCUUCAAAAGAGCCAAGAUUGUGCCUUGCAUUUUAUUUGCUUCUGGAAGUUUUGAUUCAGGGAUACAUCUUCAUGACAUUUCAAGUAAAUUCCUCGGCUUACUCCAUUACUGUAUGAGUUGUCUCCUAACUGAUGGUUUUAAUGUAUUCAAUGAAUUAUUUUGUGUUUCUCCAUUGUAUAGUACAAGAUUAAACUUUAUAAGAGGUGAAUUUACCAAGCAAAUUAAUUAAAAUAUACAUUAAACAUUACUUACUAUUUA
Molecule: messenger RNA, 916 nt
Organism: Labrus mixtus (cuckoo wrasse)
Lineage: Eukaryota; Metazoa; Chordata; Actinopteri; Labriformes; Labridae
Gene: tm4sf5
Product: transmembrane 4 L six family member 5
Exons: 6
Coding region: 41-640 (199 amino acids)
Cellular component (GO): membrane
Source: RefSeq, a predicted model, not a curated record